ACAGGAAAAAAACAAGAAAUCUACACGUUAUUUUUCACUCUUUCUCGCUUUUAAACUUAUUUUUUUCAUACGCUAAAAGCAAUAGCAAACCAACUUGUAACUUGACCGACCAAGCAAACACGUACAAUAUACAUUUGGAUUUUCUAAUGAAAUAGAAGAGUUACAGAGGUUCUUUUCAUCAUGAGUGACUCAUUUGAUGAGCAUAGAAACAGCACUUUCACCUUGGAAGAAGACAACCUUCCUUUGCAGAAACUCAUCAAACAGAAAAAGGAGGAAAAUGUAGAAGAAACCACCAUAAAAGACUACAUAUCUAAAAUGGCUUCCGAGAUCCCAGACCAUAUCUUCCACUAUGACUGGUUUCAAGAGGAGGAAGAUCUCUCGGUGCAAUUUAUUGCAAUUGCUGAAAAGCUACUGCCCACUUUGAUUUUGGGUGUUGAGAAGCUCUUGAGGGAAGUUGAGAAAAAGGGACUGACCGAAGACAAGAAUGUCUGCCCAAAUUUCAACCCCUUGAACUUCCUUGCCCAGUUCAUGCUGCGGAAUCAUCCUCGGAACCUUAGCGUGUCGGAACGAUCAGCUUAUAUCAAGAUGUUGCAGCAUGUUACCAAAAAGAUAAACAAGCAGUUUAGCAGUGAAAAAAAGAAAAGUUUAAUGACUAUGAAAGAGCAGAUUCAUGAGAGACGGCUGAAGCGAGAGGCAACGAAGGCAAGGUGUCGAGAAGAAAGGCUUAAACACAAAGCUAUGUUGGUCGCUCAUUUUGAUCAGUGGAUUAAUCCAGAAAACCCUGAGUUGCGCCUAUCUUCUGUUGUGAAAGCUUUAAAUACCCUUGACGAGAUGAUAUCUGAGCCUAUAGACGAAUAUGAAUCAAUGUUAAAAGAUUUUAAAAUAAUCGAAGCAGACAAGACAUUUGAUGAAGAGAGUUUCUCCGAGUUUUUGCUGGACUACCUGGACCAUAGCCCGGUGACAUUUGACACCCUGUUGGAACACCUGAACAAGAGUGCAGAAGCAAACCUGGACUUAAUAAAUGAUGAACAAGAGAGGAAAGUUUUGCUGGAUUUAUUCACGAUCUGCGAUGACAGCAUGGUUGGCUCAUUAGAUCGGCUUCAAGUUCUUAGUAUCCUGGAAGAAUUUUGGUUAUUGUGCCCAGACAAAAUGAGACAAGAUUUAAACAAUCCAACCAUAUGGCCAGUCACUGAAGUGGAAGAAACAGGCAUAAUCGUGGGUGAGCCUUCAAAGGAAACAACAACAGAUAGUUUUGUAGUCAGUGAUGGAGAAGCAAGAGGCACUGAAGAGGAAGACGAGGAAGAACAGGAUAGUACUGAAGAUAAACCAGAAACUGAUGAAUAUUCUGAUAAUGGAAGUAAAGAUGAGGAUGAGGACGAUGUAAAUAAAACUGGGGAGCAUAGUGAAAUUGACAGUGUUACUAGAGAUGCUGAGAAUGUGGGUGGUGCAGAGAAUGCCAGCACUGCAGAGGAUGCUGUAGCUGGAGAUGAAGAGGAUGCCCCUGCGGAAGAUAAUGCUGCUGUCACAGAGGACGCUAAUGCCGAAGAUGAUUUAGAUGAUGAUGAAGCGGAAGAAGAAGUGGAAGAAGACGAUGAAGGAGCCAGAGUUAGAAAGUCUUUGUUAGAAUAUUCAUCGGAAUUUACCUCAACCGGUGCCGAAUAUAGUUUUGCUAUGUCAAAGAUGGAGGACGACAAUUACCAACUUGUCAGCUGGAUUAAAAGGGUGUUCGAAGUGAUUGAUGAAGUCACCAAAUCACAAGAAAAUCUUUGGCAGGAGAAGCUAGCAGCUUCAAUACUCAAGCUUGAAGAGUCUAAAGAUUCAGCAGACAAUAUAAAAUCUGUUGUUUCUUUUGUUGAGGAAGUUACUGUUUACAGAGAUGAAGAUGUUGUAACGGAGCGUAUUGCUGCAGAAGAUGGUGCAGAUAAACUUCCCCAAAGACAAAUAGAUUUUUCUCCAUCAGCUUUUGAUUUAAAUGCUCUGACUGCCUUACAAUUUGUUCAACUGCUGAAAAGUUUCUUGACUGAACAACAUUCUACGACCAUGUUUGAUAUUUUGGUUGGCUGUUUUCAUGAAAAUUAUCAAGAAAGUCCUGAUGAGAAACUGCAACGACUCAGAAAGAUCAAACAAGAUUUGCAAUACAAGAAGUUAAAAGCAAUUUCCGACAGUUUGUUUGAGAUGUGGGACGUCGAUCAGUCUGGCCAUGUUAGCAUGAAAUAUAUUGAAAAUGCGAUAACUAAUUUAAGAAAAACUACAGAAACGGAAUUGGUCGAAAUGAUUGAAGAGGAACUGGAGAAGGUGAAAAAGAGGGAGAAGAUCAGCAAGCACGAAUUGCGACGGUUCAUCCUCAACCUCGGCAACAGAAUGCCUAACAACUACAACACCUUCAUUGACUGCGCGAGCAACAUGCAGAUGAGCAGAUCAGAAAUAAACCGAGGCAGCUUGCGCAAAGAAUGGUACCACAAAAUCGUAUAUACUGGCAGAACAAGUGGAAUUGAUAUGGUACCGGUUUAUGAUAUUGUAAUCAAGACCCUUGGUAAGGAUGCUGAAGUCCAUGGCACUGGUAAGGCAGUCAGUUCUUAUAUUGCAUUAUUGACUUGUGAAGAACCUUCUGGGGAGACGUUCUUGAAAUAUGUUGCAACAUCUGCAGACCAAGCUGAAUAUCUUGAGAAUAAAAUUCUUCGGCGGGAUAUGACGUGCGUCAGCUUCAUGUGUAUUGAUAGAGGUGUGCCAGUACACGUACCCAAAGUAAAAAGUCAUGGUAAGGUUUUCUUCUGGAAUACUGACGAGAAAAAUAAUGGCUCGCUCUUACUGAUACCAGUGAAAAACAAGAAGCAUAAGGUGUUUGGACUGUUGGGCAUUGAUACAUUACACUGUCCCUGUGAGACGGCUGUGUUUGUUAACCACGAAAUCAAAUACUACCAGGGCAUUGCAAGAGCUUUCAGCAUCGCCUAUCACUGCACUAAAAUGCGUCAAUGGAUGCUCACGGUCCUAGAGAGCGGAAUCCGAUGGAUGCAACGUUAUUGCUUUUAUAUUGGUGAAGUUACUACAUACAUUGUAGAACCAGUCUUUAAAAGGAAAGACCUAAAUCUAAAACCAAUUAUGUCCAUUAAUUCUGAUGGAGUUACUACUGUGUUUAACAAUCCUAAUAUCCUUCGAAGAAAGGCAAGCUUAUUUAAGGACUAUUUGUUCCAUUGCAUGGAUUGCUCUAUGACUGUAACUGCCACCUCUUACGACGAACACCACAUAGCUUACCCUAUCCGUGGUGUUGAUGGUAAGGUGUACUUAAUUAUGGAUAUUAUUGCAAAGAGGCUGAUCAAUCGUUUACCAAACUACCAACUCAAUGAACUUCUGAGGAUUCUUAGACUGCUCCAAACAGCUUAUAAGGAGAUCUGGAAUGAGCUGUGGGAUAGCGAACAGCCCAUCACAUUUCUUGCUGCUGAAAAAAAGAAGGAUGAUGAAGCCCUGCGAAUUGCGGUCAUGUUCGAUCGUCUUCUGUUGAUUGAUCUCAGACAAAAUAUAAUCAGCACGGAGGAGAGUGUCUAUGAUGAGCUUUGCAAUUAUGGUCGUCCACCAGAAACCUUCUACUGCACCCUGAAAGCUGUCAUCAGUAUUUUCUAUCCACAAUAUGCCAUAAUGGAAGAUUAUAAAGAUUGGAUUUUGUUGAAAGGGUUUAUAAAUUCAGAACUCCAUGAAAAGAUUGAUGAGUUUGACCCAACUGCUGAGGACUUUGAUGGGGACAGUGUCAAAAAAUAUCUUGAAGAUAUUUUACCAGGUAAUGCUAUGAAGCUUGGUUUCUGGCCUGUGGAAUAUUUAUAUUUUUGGCUGCAUGUCUGUGUCUCUCUUAGAGAACAUGUAAAAGAGUCACUACAUGACACCCACUGAUAACACUGAACAGCAGCCUCCCCCAGAGUAAUCUAAAUGCAGUGAGACAAACAUUUUAAUUAAGAUUUGAAUUUUAUAAACAGAUUUUGAAGUUCAGUAAAAAAUUAAAAUGAUUUUAUAGAAAAAUUUA
Octopus sinensis (East Asian common octopus) is the source of this 4012-nucleotide messenger RNA. Its product is annotated as EF-hand calcium-binding domain-containing protein 5-like. The record is from RefSeq and is a predicted model, not a curated record. NCBI's taxonomy places the organism in Eukaryota, Metazoa, Mollusca, Cephalopoda, Octopoda, Octopodidae. Bases 181 to 3882 code for a protein of 1233 amino acids. The transcript is spliced from 23 exons.